CGCCCGACUUUCUCCUCUCUGCCUCGAUCUCGUCGUCACUGUGGCGCGACUCCCAGCCAUUGCUACGCACCAGACGGCUCACCAGUCUUCGCGCUUCGAACUGGUCCAAGAGAUACCGCUCGCUUUCUAAGAAGACGAUAGCACGAUAGAGGAAGACGAGAAAGGCGCUUUUCACGCCUCUACAGAUCCAUCACAAUGGCUUCUGAAGGAGGCAAUCCGCCCUCGGCGCCAAGCGUCGAGAUCUCGCUCGCGCCCACGGCUGCCUUUGCUGCUUCUGCAAUGGCAGAUGACCAGGACAAGCUUUCUGAUUACAUUCCAGCUAGCGCCGACCUUAGCCGAGCACCUAGCGCGAGCGCCAGUGCGAGCAGGAUGCACUCGAAAGCGCCCAGCGAGGAGGGAAAGAGCAAGGACAGUGAGGACGAGGAAGAGGUGGACUCCGAUGGCGAGGAUGGAGAUGAUUCUAGAGAUGCGACGAUGGAUUCGCCGAGCAAAGCUGAGCGGCUGCAGGCACAACGACGCGAAAAAGCCGAGCGGAGCGAAGCGCGCAAACACGAAAAGUCAGCGCGGGAUGCGAAGCUGUCUUCGACGCGCGACGGACUCAACAGGAGCAAGCUUGCCGAUAGCAUGAAGCGUUUCAGCUAUCUCCUCGGGCAAACGGAGCUGUUCCAGCACUUCAUCGACAUUAAAAAGGACCGAGAUCCGGAGUUUGCAAAGUUGCUUGAGCAGACGCAGAGCAAGGCCAAGAAGGGCAAAAAGGGUGGAGCAGGAGAGGCGAGACGUCGAAAGACAGAAAAGGAAGAGGACGAGGAGCUCUUGGGCGAGGACGAACAAGAAGAGGAGGCGUUCGUCUUCGAUGAAAGCCCGGCAUAUGUCAAGGGAGGCAAGAUGCGAGACUACCAGGUGCAAGGUCUCAACUGGAUGAUCUCCCUCUACCAGCACGGCAUCAACGGCAUUCUCGCCGACGAAAUGGGCCUGGGCAAGACGCUACAAACGAUCUCCUUUCUGGGCUGGCUCAAAUUCUACCGUGACACGCCGAGAUUCCACUUGAUUGUCGUGCCCAAGUCGACACUCGACAACUGGAAGCGCGAACUCGAGAAUUGGGUUCCUGGAUUCAAAGUUGUCUCGUUGCAGGGCGACAAGGAGGCAAGACAAGAGCUCAUUCAGAGCCACUUGCUGACCCAAGACUUCGACAUUCUCCUCACAACGUACGAGAUGUGUCUUCGAGAAAAGGGCGCCCUCAAGAGGCUCUCGUGGGAGUACAUUGUCAUCGAUGAGGCGCACCGAAUCAAGAAUGUCGACUCGAUGCUCAGCCAGAUUGUGCGGAUGUUCAACAGUCGUAGUCGACUCCUUAUUACCGGAACGCCGUUGCAGAACAACCUGAUGGAGCUUUGGAGCUUGCUCAACUUCCUGCUGCCAGACGUCUUCUCCAACUCCGAGGACUUCGAGUCCUGGUUCAAGGAGAAAGGCGAAGAAGCCCAAGACCAGGUCGUCCAACAGCUGCACAAGGUACUUCGGCCAUUCUUGCUGCGUCGAGUCAAGAGUGACGUCGAGAAGAGCUUGCUGCCCAAAAAGGAGAUCAACGUCUUUGUCGGUCUGACGGAGAUGCAGCGAAAGUGGUACAAGUCGAUCCUGGAAAAGGACAUUGACGCAGUCAAUGGCGUGGGUUCCAAAAAGGAGGGAAAAACGAGGCUACUCAACAUUGUCAUGCAGCUGCGUAAAUGCUGCAACCACCCUUACCUGUUCGACGGUGCCGAGCCAGGGCCGCCUUUUACAACAGACGAGCACCUCGUCUACAAUUCCGACAAGAUGAUUAUCCUCGACAAGCUGCUGAAGAGCAUGAAGGCAAAGGGCAGCCGAGUUCUGAUCUUUAGCCAAAUGAGCCGCGUGCUCGACAUCCUCGAGGACUACUGUCUCUUCCGCGAAUACCAGUACUGCCGCAUCGACGGAAGCUCGGCCCACGAGGACCGCAUCUCUGCCAUUGACGAAUAUAACAAACCCGGGAGCGAGAAGUUCGUCUUCCUUCUCACGACACGCGCGGGUGGACUAGGCAUCAACCUUACCACAGCCGAUGUUGUUGUGCUCUUCGACAGCGACUGGAACCCGCAAGCAGAUCUGCAGGCCAUGGAUCGAGCCCAUCGCAUCGGUCAAACGAAGCAAGUUUAUGUCUUCAGGUUCGUCACAGAGCAUGCUAUUGAGGAGCGCAUCCUGGAGCGAGCGGCGCAGAAGCUUCGCUUGGACCAGCUCGUCAUUCAGCAAGGACGCACACAGCCCAAGAAUGCACAGCAGUCCAAAGACGAACUUGUCGACAUGAUUCAGCACGGUGCCGAGAAGAUCAUCAGCUCCAAAGAGAGCAUGCUGAUCGAUGACGACAUUGACAAGAUCAUCGCCAACGGAGAGGAGCGAACGAAAAAGCUCCAGGAAAAGUACAACGACUUGAACCUCGACGACCUGAACAACUUCAAGUCUGAAUCGACACUCGAGUGGGAAGGCCAAGACUUCCGAAAUCGACCGGGUGUCAAAGGCCUGUGGAUCGAGCCAUCGAAACGAGAGCGCAAGGGUGCCGUGUCGUACAGCGUUGACGACUACUACCGCGAAGCCAUGAGCACCAAGAAGCCCUCUGCACCCAAAGCGCCCCGUGCGCCUCGCCAGGUCACCAUUUACGACUACCAAUUCUACCCAUUGGAGCUUGCUGAGCUGCAGCGGCGCGAGACCGCGGCCUACCAGCGGAGCAUCGGCUACCGUGUACCGAGCAAGCAAGCCUCGACCGCUGAGGGAGCUGACCCGUCAACGUCGGAAGAGGAGCGCAAGAAGGAGCAGGAGUUCAUCGACACCGCUGAGCCGCUGACGGAGGAGGAGACGCAGCGGAAGGAAACGCUGGCCUUGCAAGGUCUCGCCGACUGGAAUCGACGCGAUUUCCAGGCUUUCGUGCGAGGAUGCGAAAAGUACGGUCGGAACGACUUUGCGGCCAUUACGGAAGAGGUUGGCGAGGCAAAGACGGAACGAGACGUCAAAGCAUACUCCAAGGUGUUCUGGGAGCGCAUCGAGGAGCUCAACGACCACGAGAAGAUUAUCCAGCGCAUCGAAGAGGGAGAAAAGAAGCGGGAAAAGGUGGCACACCUCGAGGAGAUGCUGAAGAAGAGGGUCGAGGCGUGCAAGAUGCCGCAGCACCAGCUUAAGAUCAACUAUGGAACGGGCACGGCCAAGGGCAAAGGUUGGAGCGAGGACGAGGACCGAUUCCUGCUGAUUCGCCUUGCGAAGCAUGGCUUGGUCGACGAUGCGUACGACCGCAUCAGGCAGGACAUUGGCCAGAGCGACCUGUUCAGGUUUGACUGGUUCAUCCGCAGUCGGACGCCGCUGGAGCUCAAUCGACGGUGCAACACGCUCGUGAGCCUUUUGCAAAAGGACGAUGCCGACGCGGCGGCCAACAGCGGCAAGGCAGGCGGUGCGGCGACCAAGAAGAGGACUGCAGACGCCUUGGCCAACGGAGACGGCGCCGGCUCCAGUCGGGGCUCGACGCCGGCAGGUGGCAGCAAGACGAGCAAGAAGAAGAAGACGUAGAGAUGUGGUUGCAAUGAUACAUUUGUAUGGUCUGUCCGACCGAGAUAUACAUUUUCCUCUACAGAGGUCGUUCACAUCGAGUCUCAUCGUGCCUGUUUGAUCAAGGCGUGCAUCGCUUCCCGCACACUCGAUCGCCGCAUCGCAUACACUUGAUAUCAGCCCAAUAGCCGCAGAUGGAACAAGGUGG
Messenger RNA from Acaromyces ingoldii, 3745 nucleotides. RefSeq lists its product as hypothetical. The record is from RefSeq and is a predicted model, not a curated record. The transcript is spliced from 2 exons. Gene Ontology annotation, molecular function: ATP binding; ATP hydrolysis activity; ATP-dependent chromatin remodeler activity. Gene Ontology annotation, biological process: nucleosome organization; regulation of transcription by RNA polymerase II. Gene Ontology annotation, cellular component: nucleus; chromatin. Bases 196 to 3558 code for a protein of 1120 amino acids. NCBI's taxonomy places the organism in Eukaryota, Fungi, Basidiomycota, Exobasidiomycetes, Exobasidiales, Cryptobasidiaceae.